AUGCCCGCUUUGGACGGUCCCGAUGUCGAUCAGCAACAAAUACUUUCUUCACAGGAUGCUAAAGACCAGAGGAUAGGAUCCAAUACUUCCUACAACCUCAGUCAGUGCUCAACAGUGCCCAUCGAUGAAAGUGUUGGGGGCACAGAAGCUUGCAACAAAUCUGAAAAUACUGUUAACGAAGAUACGUUUUUUCCAGCUGCUUGGGAUUCAGAAACCAUUUCUUCUAACGGUGGUGUGGCCCCCACUCCUGGAUGUCUGAACAAAUCGGCGGGAGAAGCUGGAUUGACCAGUCCAAUAAAGCACCCUGAUGAUGGUAAUUGCUUGCGGGGAACUCCAAUUUCUUCUACAAUUCGAGGUGAUAUAAACGAGAAUUUAAUGGACAUCAGCGAUCGGAGUGGAACCCGUACAUCUGUAGAUCCUGAAGGCCCUGGAGCUCUUUGUGACUCUUUGGCCGCCGAAAAGUUGAACUCGCCACUUAAGUCUGAUGAGAGUAAAGAUAUCCCGCGUCCUGAUGCAACAAUUAAAAAGCAAUCACCCAAAAUACCAAGAUCCACAUCUCCACCCCAAGUACAUCGUUGUGGAUUGUGUGGUAAAGACUACCGUCAUGCAGCUUCUUUGCGUAAUCACAUGAGGAAACACUCUUCUGGAGCUCUAGCCUCUAAACGUUAUCGAUGUACACAUUGUAUGUAUUCAAGCCAAUACAAUCGAAAUGUUUUGAAACACUUCGAGGCUGUCCAUCAGAAUCCGGAUACAUUCUUUCCUGGCAAUGCGUCCAUCCCAAACAGUUCAUCUUACCCAGAUGGAUCCAUAGUCAGCAACACGAAUCCGACUUACUGGAAUGCUACCAACGUAAAUGAACAUUUAUACAAGUCCUCGGAAAGUAUCACGCAAUACUGCGCCCCGACUCCAUGCUUUUACAAACAGCAAACAGUUAGAGAUAAUUAUGAAAAAUUUGAACAAGCGUCGGUCCCGUUACAAAACACAGAAAAUGCUCCUCUCGAAGCCUACCAACAGAUAUCUCUUGACGGCAUGGUUUCUAAACAGGAACCAUCUAAUUCAUUGUAUUAUUGCAACGUUGUAGGAUGCGGAAAGCCUUUUAAAAGUCGAAAAUGUCUGGCAACCCAUGUAAACGAAUUUCACCGUGAAGUACGCUUCAAAUGCCCAGUAGAUGGUUGUCACUUCACUGGAUUACGUCAGGAGCACUUAAAACGUCAUGUGAAUCAAUAUCACAUAGGGUCAGUGGUUAGCCAAGCAAAUGAUCACAACGCACGUUUUCACUCGAACAAAAUCCCCGAUACCCUAGUGAACGAACCACCUGGAGACAAGAGAUACGAGGGUAGAGGUGAUCGAUCUCAUCAAAGAUCUGGCGACACUCCGAUUGGUCCUGUGGAUACGAUUCGCUCUGGUCCAGCUACUCAGGUUGCUACUGGUUGUUCCGCUUCUCAUAUCACCUCCGGUUGUGCUAUACGUGCAGAUUCACCGUCGUCUUACAAAAAGCCAGAAAUGUCCCAUUUUGACCCCUCAAAUCAGUAUGAAAGUGGCAUGAGUCAAGACCAGAAACCAAGCGAAAACUGGAUUUCUGGUACAACUUGUUCGUUUGAUGGAAAGUCCCUUACUAUCCGACCAGAUUCCAUGGUGAGAAGCACUGUGGAGCAGCUUCUUUGUGCGCCUGAUCCGGUAGAUACUUCGUUGGGUCAAUUUUUUCAGGAAUCUUCUGAUGCGGAUCUGGCCGCCACAGAGGACUUCAGGCCUGUCUCACGCGACAGCCCCGUAAACGAUUUUACUGAUGGUUUGCAGAGAUUUUCUUUUCCUAAUACGAAGGAAAAUGCGAAUACUCCUUUGGAGUUUGAUUCACCACCCAACCCAAAUGAACCGGCGGACAGCCUUCCGGAAUCUUUCUACCAGAAACAUGUUAAUUCUGAAACGGACGCUUUUUUCACUGACCUUCAGGAAAUCUUGGCUCGAGAUAUGCCGUCCAUCGAAAAUUCAACACCAAAAGCGAACGAGUUGCCAAAUGGUAACCCAUCGUCUGUUGGAUUAAAAGAAGAUGGAUCACGAUCUGUAGAAAUGUCUCAUUCAAAGUCACCGUUCACUGGUCUUGGAGCAAAGCCCGUUUGCACAGCAUCAAUGAUGAGUGGAGAUUCAGGGUUGGAGAGUUGGAGUAGUAGUAGCAGCUGCAGUGCCGGUCCCAAUAGUUCAUCCGUUUGGGGAACGCAAGAAGGCACAGGACAUCCAAAACUAUCCCCAGGUUCAAGUACACCACAGCCGGCAUCUGUUCCGUGUCCGGGUCUACAGGAUCCUGGUACAGCCACAACGUACGAUGGUUACCCAGAUGGGCAAGUGUUAGAGGAAUCCCCGGUAGCUUCAUCUGCACUUAAUGAUCAUCGCAGGCUACCUGACUCAAACAGAGUUCCGUCAAGAAGUUGCGAUGCUGCAUCUGAGGGUAGUGGAAACCAUCUGCCUGCAUUUACUUCAAACGUAAAUUCUGGAACAGGAGACUCACGUCCACUAGUUUCUUCUACCAUGCAGCAAGUGCAUUCAAGUUCAAGAAGUAAGUUACUUAUCUAUGCAAUAAGUACUCUGUUGGUUACAUCAAAGUGA
Messenger RNA from Echinostoma caproni, 2601 nucleotides. NCBI's taxonomy places the organism in Eukaryota, Metazoa, Platyhelminthes, Trematoda, Plagiorchiida, Echinostomatidae. The record is from the annotation of a GenBank genome assembly.